Oryctolagus cuniculus (rabbit) is the source of this 1408-nucleotide messenger RNA. RefSeq names its product peptide YY (gene PYY). Lineage: Eukaryota; Metazoa; Chordata; Mammalia; Lagomorpha; Leporidae. Gene Ontology annotation, biological process: neuropeptide signaling pathway; feeding behavior. The record is from RefSeq and is a predicted model, not a curated record. Gene Ontology annotation, cellular component: extracellular region. Gene Ontology annotation, molecular function: neuropeptide hormone activity; neuropeptide Y receptor binding.
GGCAAGUGCUUGGGCAACCUUGGCACCACUCAGCUCCGGGAGGCACCGUGCCCUGAUGACACCUCGGCUGGGGGCGGGGGACACUUGGGAGGGGGCUCUAUGCCAGGCCAGGCUGGAGCCCCAUCUAUAUGUGCCAGGCUGGAUGCCCGCGUGCCCGACUCAGCUGCUUCCGCCAGGAGGACCUGCUGCUGCCUCUCUCCCACCAGAUCUUGAGUGCAGAGAGCUCACAUAUCCAGAGGGCCUCUCCCCACGGCAUCAUAACCGGCAGGUCCGGAGCCCAGGUCACGGGCUCCCUCUACGGCCUUUAGUAGGACUUCCUUCCUAGGUCCAGUCACCCUUGUGCCCUUCUCCAAGGCGAAACCAAGCAGGGGCUGUCUGCAGGGGCGGUCACAGGUCCCACAGGCUGGUGGAUCGUGUCCCUCCCACGCCUCACUGCGCCCAUGGACGGGCUCCAUGGUGAACCAUCCCUGGUGCUGGAGGCUGCCCCGGGAAUCUAGCUGGGCCCCCUUCACAUCUCAGGAGCCCAGACCUGCCACGGGGGGGCUGUGGGUGCACACAGGUGCGCCAGGCACCCUGGUCUGGGACCCGGGGUGUGGUCGCCUGCACCUUGGCUCCUGCGAGGCGCAGACGUCAGGCACAGGCUGGGUGGAAACUCGGGGCGAGGCUGGGCGCGGGUGGAGGGAGGGAGGAGGCAGGGCCCUCCCUCCGCGCUCCCCCUCCCCUUCCAGGCCGGGAUAUAAGCCCCGCGGGGGAAAGCGCCAGCCCAGCCGAGGAGGCCCCGCAGAGCCGCCCUGCAGCAGCCCAGCCCUUGGGACUCCCCUCCUCUCCACCUCCUGCUCAGCUCGCCUCGGGAUCGUCGCUAUGGUGACGAUGCGCAGGCCGUGGCCCGCCGUGGCCGCAGUGCUGCUGGCCCUGCUCGCCUGCCUGGGGACGCUGGUCGACGCCUACCCCUCCAAACCCGAGGCUCCAGGAGAAGACGCCUCCCCUGAGGAGCUGAACCGCUACUACGCCUCCCUGCGCCACUACCUCAACCUAGUUACCCGACAGAGGUAUGGGAAACGCGACGGCUCGGAAACGCUCUUCUCCAAACUGCUGUUCCCCGACGGCGAGAACCGUCCCGUCAGGUCUCGGUCAGAAGGCGCCUACCCGUGGUGAAGACCCCCGAGGCCUCCUGGGAGAUAUGCUAACUACGCCAACUCAUUUGCAUAUUUGCUUCUGACCCUGGAACCUGGAUCCCCCCACAGCCGGUUGCAUGUUGGGGGCGGGGUUGGCACGGGGCCCUCUGUGUCCCCGCCCCCUGGGCGGGAGUGCUGCGUGUGGUCCUUCCCCGUCCCAAAAUAAAGAGCACAUUUCACAGAAACGGAAAGCGUGUGUUGAUGUUCCCUCUCUGAGGGUGGCUUCCGGCGGG